AUUUGGAAACAGCUGGUGAGCGAAAUAGGGGGUGUGAGAGUGGGAGCUGCCUAUUUCUCCAAUCGGGACUCCUUAGUAGUUCUGGGGUGAAUCGAAGAAGAAAAAGCUAGAAGCAGUUAAAAGCACAUAUAUCAUAACAAACAUAACACUUAUUAUAAGCAAACACAAACACUAGUGUAAUCUCGAUAGAUGCUAUUCUAUUGUAGCAGUCGGCAUAUGAAUAGACAUCAGAUGAAACCAACUGCGGAGUAUCUGUUUAUCUAGCUAGAUACUCAAGGGCUCAAAGCUCACACUCUCUCCCUACGCGCGUGGCCGCCCUUACCCGCUCAAUGGCCCGUCUGGGAUGGAUUGGCACCGGCGUAAUGGGCCGAUCUAUGUGCUCCCACUUGAUAAAGGCAGGAUAUGAACUCACCAUCUUCACCAGGACCCGGAGCAAAGCUCAAGAGCUCAUUUCCAUGGGGGCGCAAUGGGCUGACUCCCCGAGAUCUGUUGCUUCCAAAUCGGACGUCGUCUUCUCCAUCGUCGGCUACCCGUCAGACGUCCGACACGUCAUCCUCGAUCCCGAGUCCGGCGCACUCUCCGGCCUCAGCCAAGGCGGCAUCGUGGUCGACAUGACCACCUCUGAUCCCUCUCUCGCGGUCGAAAUCCACUCAGCUGCGACCUCCGCCGGCUGCUCCGCAAUAGACGCCCCCGUUUCCGGCGGCGACCGGGGAGCCCGCAACGCAGCACUUUCAAUCUUCGCCGGCGGGGACCAAACCCUGGUUCAGCGGCUCUCUCCUAUCCUUUCCCUCAUGGGCAGGGUUUACUACAUGGGCACCCCUGGAAAAGGCCAAUUCGCCAAGCUAGCAAAUCAAAUAACCAUAGCUUCGACCAUGGUUGGGCUAUGCGAAGGCCUUAUAUAUGCCCACAAAGCAGGUCUGGAUUUGGAUCUAUAUCUGAAUGCAAUCUCAAUGGGAGCCGCAGGAUCAAAAUCACUGGACUUGUAUGGGAGGAGGAUAGUGAGCAGAGAUAUGGAUCCGGGGUUUUAUGUGAAUCACUUUGUUAAAGAUUUGGGAAUCUGCUUAAAAGAGUGUCAGAACAUGUCUUUGGCACUGCCUGGGUUAGCUUUGGCACAGCAGCUUUAUCUAUCACUCAAGGCUCACGGAGAAGGCCAUUUAGGAACUCAAGCUCUUGUGUUAGCGUUGGAGAGGCUUAACAAUAUAUCCCUGCAAAGUUCUUCUUCUAGACAAGUUUGAACCGGUAAAACAAAUCGACUUUGAUCUUGAUUUGGCCGGCCUUAAUGUCUAUAUCUAGCUACAUGUGUUGUGAGUUAUGAAUGCUGUGUACUUUUCUUGUUUUCAUGGGCCGGGGCUUUGUUGUGAUGUUAUCCUAUUUAAUGCUUCAUCGAGCUUCCUACCUGAGCAAGAUUAUGAGGGUGUUUGGAUCUGAUUCUCAAAAAUGAUUCUGCUCCUUAAUGGAUCAGAAGCAGAAGUUGGGGGUACCAGCUUCCGAAAAUUGAUUCUGAAUCAAUUCCAAACACCCCUAUCGAUUGCUAUGAGGGGAUUUGACCAAACUUUCUCCUGUCUAAAACUGCCCGAGGGAUCAUCAAUCUCACAUUUCAAAUUUUCAGAAAUCAAAGUUAACUUCUCUGCUUGGCAAAACCUCUUGAUCUUUUUUUGGAUGGAGGGGUUUAGGGUGCUUAUUGCUUGGUCUAAUAAAAAGGGGAUGUCUGAUCUAUUUUUUUUAUUCCACAACAUUUCAAUCACCUUUCAUUCCAAACUUAUUAACAUACCCUCAAGGAUUCGAAUGUAGGGUUUGCAUGGAAAUUACAGCUGCAUCACAUUGCAG
Molecule: messenger RNA, 1827 nt
Organism: Cuscuta epithymum
Lineage: Eukaryota; Viridiplantae; Streptophyta; Magnoliopsida; Solanales; Convolvulaceae
Source: the annotation of a GenBank genome assembly